Molecule: messenger RNA, 1284 nt
Organism: Hibiscus syriacus
Lineage: Eukaryota; Viridiplantae; Streptophyta; Magnoliopsida; Malvales; Malvaceae
Product: vicilin-like seed storage protein At2g18540
Exons: 7
Coding region: 80-1012 (310 amino acids)
Source: RefSeq, a predicted model, not a curated record
ACCAAACACAGACCUUCAACGAGCUACAAAAUCAUUUCCUUCCUCCUCUCAAUCUCAAAACCUCAAAGAACACCAGAACAUGGGCAAAGAUGGAAACCUUCCCCUCUCGGAAAACUCCGACGAAGAAACGGGAACACCACCUAAACCCAAAUCCAAAUCCGAGUCGGAAUCUGAAAACCCAAAGUGCCUUAACAAAAGCGACAAAGGGAAAAGAGCAACCAAAUCCCGAAGGAGACAGUGCAGCAGCGGUGGCAGUGAAGAAGAUUCGUAUUCGGAUUCAGAAUCCUCGUCCGAGUCCGAGCAUUCGGAAUCGGAAUCAGGGUACUCGGAUUCGGAGGAGGAGCGGAGGAGGAAAAAGAGGAAGAGAGAGAGAGAAGAAAAGGAAAGGAGGGAGGAGAGAAAGAAAGAAAAGGAAGGAAAGAGAAGGAGAGAGAAGAAGAGAGGAAAAGGAAGAAGAGGAAAGAGAAAAUUGUUGGAAAUGGAAAUGAGACAAAAGUUGAAAUGUUGGAAAGUUCAUUAUAAUUUUACUAUUAUAAUAAUUACUAUUUCUCUAAUGUGCAGGAAUAAGCGACCUGAAUUCACAGCAUGGUUAGCUGAAGUGAAACAGAUAAACUUGGAGAGUUUGCCCAACUGGGAAGAGAAGCAGUUGUUUAAAGAUUUCAUGGAAGAUCACAACACAGCCACCUUCCCUUCCAAAAAAUAUUAUAAUCUUGAUGCUUAUUAUAAGCGUCAAAUGGAGAAAGAGAGCAAGAAGGGUGUUAAAAAGGUUCUCCAAGCAGAGCGUACCGUAUUUAAUGACGAAGAUCAGCGUCGGCAAGAGCUGCUUAUGGCUCGUGAAAAGCAGAAGGAAGAAGAGGUCGAAGCUUUGAAACGUGACAUGCAGAGUGGAAUGGCACAAGCAAUGAAAGAACAAGCUCAGCUACGGGAAGAAAUGGCUUACAUGUACAAAAUUGGCAACUUCGAGGCUGCAGCUGCCAUACAAAAACGGCUGGAUCCAGAUGUUGCUAUGUAAGAAGAAUGGCCUAGACGAUGGUGCUAACACUUAAUUAUCGAUCAGCUCUAGGCUUUUACAUCAACUGCCCACCAGAGAAUGGUAACAGAAGGAAUUACCUUCGUCUUUCUAUUUGUACCAGGUUGAAUAUAACUGUAUCCAUUUUAAGAGGAUAACAGUUUUUGGGACUAGUUUGCGGGUUUCCUCGCAGCUACUUGUGUAGGAAUAGAAUGUUUGAUGAUCCAUGCUUAGUAUACAAUUAAGUAGGUAUUAUUGUGCUCUGCAUUGAGGCU